GCCAGCGGAGCCGACGACGCAGCGGCCAGCAGGAGUUUUAGGAGAGUCGCCGUGGUGUGCAGAGAGAAAAGGGGUCCGUAAUAUCAAAGCCCAUUUUACUUUUCUUUCGCAGCCUUAUUUUCUCGGUAAAGCCAGUGGGUGCCGCCAUCCAGUCCGAACCGAUUGCAAAAAACUUUGAGGGGAUCGAGAAACGCGCUGACGGACUUAAUGUGAAGGGUCGAGAGCUCUUCGCAUCCGCCGCUUUGAUCCAGUGUUGGUGAGGUUGCGAAAGGUCUAGGCCUAAACUUGCAGCCGAUCGGCGCUGAGAAGGAGCGAUGCAUCCCGACAAGAAGGCGUGGCUCUGGGUAGUUGUAUUGGCGUCUCUACUUUGCACGGUGUACUCGUCUACCAUCAAGGACAAAUCUAAAGACUCCGAGGAAUGGGACUUCGAGUUCGAGGAGCACUCGCGGGAUGAGACUUCGACGCAGAAGGAUUCCAUGAAAGAUCUGAAAGCGACAUAUAACGCUUGGUCUUUCGCCGAUGCCGACCUCUGUCGCACCGUUCAAUGCAAGCCGACGCAGGAGUGCUUGAUUCAAGAUGAAAACACUGCGAUCUGUGUCAGUGCAAAGAAAGUCAAGAAAAUGAAGAAGGCAUCUCUGUCAGGCAGCUGGGGCAGCUAUGACAGAAAGCAAAGCACGGCAGUGCCGUCCACAUCAACUGCAGCCAGCGCUGGCAGCACGGCAGCGCUCAGCACCACUAGCAAGCCAUGGAGCAGUGCAGAGGCGGAAGAUGACGACGACGACGACGACCAGUAUCUGGAAGAGGACAGCAGCCAAGAGGAAGAGCUGCGCUGCCCACCAUGUCCCGUGUUCAAGGCAGACUAUGUGUGUGGCACAGACAACCAAACAUAUUCAUCUGAGUGUCGGCUCCAAUACCACAACUGUCGCCAGCGCACUUCAGUGCAGGUCUCCUGCAAGGGAUUCUGCCCCUGUAAAGCUGUGAAAAGCCUGGAAGAACAACAACGGGAAAGUCGACAGAAGGCCCGGUGGGACCGUUACAUGGCAAAGUUACAAAAUACUAUUGACAAGGAGAAGAAAGCCAACAAGGAUGCAACAGGCAAGCCUGCUGCCUUCAACAACAGGCUGAAGUCCAAGUACAGUUCCAAGGACUCGUGGACUAACAAAGACAGCCAUAAUUCCGUGUUGACAAACAAGGCGUCUUCUCCUGUCAGCAAAGACAAAGGGUGCACAAACGACGAUCUACAGGCCAUGGGCGACCGGCUGCUUGACUGGUUUUCAGUGGUCAUGAGCGACCACCAACUGAGCACCCAAGUGUCCACAAGACGGAGGACCCACAGAGUGUCCGACUAUCACCUACCAGAGUGCAAGCCAGAAGUGGGCUGGAUGUUCCACCACCUCGACUCGGAUGGGAACCUUUUGCUGACGCUGCGUGAGCUUUAUGACCUGGAGCACGAUGAUCGCGAACGCUGCCUCCAACCAUACCUGGCUGUUUGCGACCUCAACCGAGACUCAUUUCUCAGUACUAUAGAGUGGUGUGCUUGCUUUAACAAGUCCCAACGACCGUGUGCAGCAGCUUUGAGGCGUGUUACACCUGGUCUGAUGGGGGCAUACAUCCCACAGUGUGACGAGGAGGGUUACUUCUUGCCAGCCCAGUGCCACAGCAGCGCUGGCAUGUGCUGGUGCGUUGACCGUCAUGGCGCCGAGUUCGCCAACACACGCCGGAGAGACCGGCCUGACUGUGAAUCGCUGAUGAACAAGACCAAUCGUGACAAGUCACUUGAGGAUGACACAGAAGAGGACAGUGAUGAAGUUAAGGACAAAGAUGAAGGAUCGGGAGACCGCAUUCAGGACUUCUGAACAUCUUUCCCAAAGCGUGGCCUUUUGGGCCUCACCUGUUCCUUUGCCCCUCCCCCUUUACGAUUCACCACCGUUUCUCCUUGAUGCACCCGCUUGUUCUGUCGGUGAUAGCAAGUGCAAUAGUCUGGGCCUCAUCUCUUCUGGUUCACGGCCAGGAACAAAAAAAAAAAUAUCGGGCUGUGGUUGUCAGAAGGGACCGCAUUUGUCUUCAACAGUUGUCCUGACACAAGUGUGUUUCAUUUUAGUGGGAACUGACAGCAGUAGUGGCAUUCUAAUAUGAAAACAUUGGCUCUACUUUUUGCAAGCCACAGGUUUGUCUUUCAUCAUAGGUGCCCUAUGUUUCGUUGUUACAAUUGAAGAAUUGUUUUUUCAGUGGAACUGAGAACAUUUUUGUUAUUGUUACAUUGAAGAAGUCUCAACAGUAUAACUCAGCUGUCGCAGCAAUUGAUCAAAAUUUAUCAUUUGUUACCUCACCCAUUUAGUGUGGACUCCUUAGAAGUAAUAAUGGACAGAUGAGAAAUGUGUGAGCAUGGAGUGCUGUUAUAUAUGAUGUACAAGAUUCUUUAAAGCUUUUAUUAUUUGCCCUGUUAUGUUGCACUCUCAUAAUCACUUUUAUUUUGCAACCUGUUACAGAUAGGCUCAAAUGAUCUGGUUUGAGGGUACAUAUACACUUUGUUAACCUAUAUAUGCAUUUUAUUUGCUCUGGGCAAUUUAUGAUUACCAGUGCUGAUAAUUUCAGCGUGUUUCGCUCAUUUUGUGAAUGCUUCCCUGCAUUCAUCUGGGCAACAAUGUCUUAAUUUGAGGGCAUGAUUUAGUUAUGUCUUUACCUAGUUUUAUUGUAUUCUAGAGCACAGUGAAGGACAAAUUUUUGUGGGCUACGUAAAAGUUUUAGAAAAACCAAGGCUUGCUUUUACAAAGCUUGUAGCUUAUAUCUUGAGUAUGUCUGUUUGGAGCUAGGAGAUACAAAUAUCUUUUAAAACACUUAUUUACUGUAUUUUUUUUUAAAUGUGUGUAGUGCUCUGCGAGAAUACUUUUACAGUUUUGUCCAUAUUUGCUAACGGUGUAUUUAUUAAACAGCAAGAAUGGCUUUAAUAACUGGCACAUGUUUAAUGCUUGCCUUUGCUUUACUUACGUGAACCUUAUUUUUAUUAACACACUGCGUCACAAUUUUUUGGUUGUUGUUGGUUGUGCUAAUUUUGUAAAAGGCUUAAUUAUGUCAUGUGGUGGAGUUUAUUUUGCUUACUCUGUGAAGCCAUGUGUUUAUGCUGUGCCAUUGUUGCUUUCUUUGUUUUGUUUGUAUGCAUUCUUAAUGUUCCUGAGUCAUAAAGGCCUAUAUUUGUGUAUGCAGGAAAAAUGUGAGUCUUUUAGCAACCUAUGUUUCAUAGAAUUUGCAGAAAGCCAACAGAAUCCAAGUCUUCCAUUUAAGUUGAGUGCCACAUGUAUUAUCUUUGUUAAAGGUGUGUUUAUUUAGCUUUGUGUUUUAGCCUGUGAAAGAAUAUCAGUGGCUCUCAUUGAUGUUUAUUUUCUUGAAGUCACAAGCUUCUGCAGUGUUGUGUUUGCAUUUUCUGGUUGUUUAUGAGGAAUUAUUUGGGACUGACGUUGGAAAGAGAGGUGUAAAUGCAGUUUUAACUGCUUUUGAAUCUCACUUGUUUCACAGCAACGGGCUUAUAAGAUUGCACGCACCUUAAUUAUUAGUAAGCUGUGUUCCAGCAUGCCGAUUCAGUGAUUUAGUGUACAAAGACUUCUGUGAUAAUAGGUCAGUUUGUACCACACUAGUUUGCUGAAUCUGAUAUUCUCUCUUCCACGUGCACCAAUAUUGCAUCCUACAGUAAUUGGAAAAUGUUUUAGUUAAGAUUACAUUGUGCUGAGCUGGUGUAGGUAAGACUGACACAGAUGACUGCACGCCACAUGUGGGCAAAUUCACAAGCUACGUGCAUCAGUUUUGCUAACAUUGGCAUGCAUCAAUAUAACUCGUGUCAAUGUUUUUUUUUUCCAUUGUUAUGAACAGUUCCUUGCACAUUUAAGUUUCACGUAAGCAAUGUAAUUUUCAGGCGUUUAAUCUUCCUGAGCCAGUAUGAUGAUUCCUUGCGCAUUUAGCAAGGAGGAUAUCAAAAACAAGUCUGUGAGGGAAGAAAGCUCUAGCUUGCAACAUAUAUUUAUUUAAAUUCAGAAUCCUUCUUGUGGGUUAGUUGAUAGUCUUGUUUCUCUUCGCCUGAAAAGCUGAAACUGAACACGGAGUUUCAUUUACACUUCUUUGAAUCUCAUUCUUGUUAUCAAUAACUGUAUCUUUAUCCACCAUUCAGUUUCUCAAGGUAUGGUUCCAUGCCAGCAGUCAGCCUGACCAAUAAAACUGUGCAGUUUGAAACAUGCUAAGGCACAGGGAUGUCAAAACUCUCGAGUAUGAAUCUCAUCGUGAUUAUGUUACUGAACAGUGGUGUCUACUUAAUGUAAUAUUAAAUAUCAUGCCUCUAGAAAACUUUGCCUGAAAGUCCGUCGAUCAACCAAUGAUGUGCCCAGAGAAAAAAAGAAUGAAGGCAUGCUAUAAGCUAGGCUUCUUUUUUUCUGUUUUGAUUGUAAACCAUAUCUCAUGUUUCAUAUAAGGUUAGUGUUAAUAAUCUGAGCAUUUCUUAUUGCAGUAUUCUGAGGGCACUAUAAAUAACUCAGUGGUUUUUUUUUUUUUCUAGGCAUGACAAGCAUGUUUCAUGUAGAAUUGCUAGUAUCAGUUUCCUCCAUAGUGUGUUGCACAAAUGUUUUAUGCUGAUGUGUUUUAGGCACACAUGGAUUACCUUGUCAAGGGCCUGAGUUUACAUUUAAAGCAUUUAAAUGACUUGCCAUGCAAAUCUUGCUAAAUGCAUUUAUAGGCAUGGGUGGUGACAACAGCAUCAUUAACCUUUGAAGCAACAUGUGCACUUUUGCAUAUCUAAAGUGUAUCUAUGAAGCCCGUUACUCGUGGAACAAACCUUUUGGGGUUCCUUUUUUUUACGUGUGGAAGCAAGAGGUACAUUCCAGUGAAGGCCAUGAAAGAAACUGCUGCUGUUGGUGUAAAAGUGCAUAGUUUUUGGGGGCUGGUAUGUUGGCUGGUAAGUUUGCUAUGGCCUUUGUUUAUUGUUCCCUGGCUUGGCUUGAUAUCUGUAUAUUGCUUUUCCUUCUUUUUUGUGCAAAAAGCAUAGAAGCAAAAGUGAGAACUGCCUUGGUGAUAGACUUUUUUUUGUGCAUGCUAUCUGUUCUGUGACCUAAGAGCAGGAACUGCUGUGAGCCUUUAUGUGGAAUCAUCAUGUUCUGUAUGCAUGUUUUUAGCACUUACAGAAUCUAGCACCUACAGAAUUAGCGCAUGUGCAGACUUUAGUGUGUGCAGAAUAUUUGUGAUCUGUGCACCUGUUUUACUGCAUUUCCUGUCCCUCCGUCUUAACCUCCAAGGCAAGGGGGUGACUUUUGAGGGUGUACAUUUGUGUUCUCAAAAGUCUUGUGUUGGUGUUUCAAUCUGCUCAGAAACUGAGCAUAGUCUGACAAAGCAGAUGCUGUUGUAUUUCUCAUUGUUUUUGUGACCCCUAGAUACAGGUUUGAAACUGUAAUAUAUUGAAAAGUGAGAAUGCCAAAAAAAAUCCACUUAAGCCCAGUAUUCAUAACAGCAAUUCUCCAAUGUAUGCCAACCACCAUAAGCAAGAAGCUGGGAACUGCAUCAUUGUUGUGCUGUCAAGUCCUGUAUGUGGCCGAGCUGAUGUUCAGCUGAAACAAGGGGACCCGUACAUUUUGCUGUUAUUACUGUUAAAAUGCCAAUGCUUGUCUCGGGCUUAGCUGUCUAAAAUAUGUGAAAAUCUUCUUUGAGCAAAUUUUGUGAUGUCGAAACUGCACAAAGAAAGUUCAGUUGCACAGGUGUCUGCGAGUAUUCUCAAGCAUACUGCAUUCUGUUUUUGGCUGUCAACACUGUGUGAUGGCCUUCUUAACUCUUACUUGAAAUUGGCAUGGUCUGUGGCACAUAGUGACCGUGGAAAGUAGUAUAUUGCCAUUUUUCUCUACUUAAUGGAAGUUGCUUGUGACAUUUUAUCAGAUGAGUGACUGGAAGGAUUAGUCCUGGGAUUAAUGGGACUAGUGGAUGGUAGUCCACAAUGCAUAACUAGCAUCUUUGUUUAACAAAGUGUAGCAGUACAAAUGUCUUCUUUUCUUAUAAGUGCCAUCCGAUGUUUUUCUGUAUGCAUUUAUGCCACAUGUAUUUACUACUUGCAUAUGGUCAUGGUAACCACUAUGUAACAAUGUUUUUGUAGGCUGUGAUGAAUAAAGUACCACUACGAGACAUAAAA
Rhipicephalus sanguineus (brown dog tick) is the source of this 6154-nucleotide messenger RNA. RefSeq names its product proteoglycan Cow (gene Cow). Gene Ontology annotation, molecular function: calcium ion binding; protein binding. The transcript has 11 exons. Gene Ontology annotation, biological process: establishment of protein localization to extracellular region. The coding region runs from base 315 to 1856 and encodes 513 amino acids. The record is from RefSeq and is a predicted model, not a curated record. Lineage: Eukaryota; Metazoa; Arthropoda; Arachnida; Ixodida; Ixodidae.